UUUGGUUGUGAAAUGAUCGUCGCACUUCCGCAAAAUCACCUCAGCGGGUCAACAAACAUCCUGCAUGAGCCGCUUUCAGUUCCCCGAGACAGGUGUUGCUCUGUAACCCGGAAAUACGACAAACAAACACAACAGUGUUUAAUAAGCGGGACCAUUCUGACUGAAGUCAUGGACAAAAGCAUUCAACAGGACUUUGAGAACCAGUUCAAUGAUGUGGUCUCAAGACUACAAUCAAAACAGAUGUUUCAGUCAGACUGGGACAUUGCCUCAUUUGCCAUUUUCUUCAUCUUCAUAGGUAUGGUCCUCCUGCUGGUCAUCUUGGUCCUCAUUCGCUGCUGUUGCUGCUGCUGCUGUGAUGAGAAGCCAAGACGACAGAAGGUGGGCAUCGACAACAUGGGAAUGGAGCCAUGAUCCUUCAGAAACAAAAGGGAUUACCUAUACAAAAUGUCAGAUUAUGUGACUUCAUUUUUUUAUAUAGCAAAAGUAUACCUAAUCAUUAGUUGUACUUGAAAACGCAGCAUAGAAAACACGUUUUCGGUAGAUACUUCCUUAUAGGAAUGAUAAAAGCUAAAAACUUUCCCUCCUGUGUAAAAAUGUUAAUAUUUACCCAGGAUGUCACAAGACUGAAGCUGUGAUGGCCGUUUCAGAUAUGAGACACUUGUUCAGAAAGAUUUUUAUAGCCUAUAUAAAUAUGCGCAUUCAUUUUAAUACUUUAGUUACUUUGUGGUUAAACAAAAUAUUGAAGCACUUUUUUUUUCUGGAACCAAAGCAGUCCCUUAAACAGCCUUGUAUUGACAUAUGUUGUCUUUGAAGAUUGUUUUUAACUUCAAAUUGUUUGUUACUGGUUAUCCCAGAUAACAACUUUUACUUAAUUUAGAUUUUGACUGUAUUUGUUUCAACAUAUUUAACACAUUACCUAAACCCUUUUCUGAGAAUACCUGAGAAAAAUUAGCAUGUUUUGCUAACAUAGAAAUUGGAAGUUGGAAUGUUUUGAAUGCAUGACAUUAUUUGUAUGAGAUGUAAACUUUGUUAAUCAACCAUAAAUGUUUAAAAUAUCAAUUUCAGUCAAAGUCAA
Messenger RNA from Danio rerio (zebrafish), 1075 nucleotides. Lineage: Eukaryota; Metazoa; Chordata; Actinopteri; Cypriniformes; Danionidae. The record is from RefSeq and is a predicted model, not a curated record.